AGUCCAUAACGCCCACACCAAAAUACGGAAGAAAAAAAAAAGUGAAAAAAGCCAUGAACACCCAACACCUCGUCUCUCUCGUCUUACCAAUAUUACUCUUCCAACUCCAACCAACCCCAACCUUCGGAGACCCAACUCCAGCUCCCACUCCCACACCCAAAACCAACGGCACAGAAUUCAUCCGCACGAGCUGCGGCACAACGUUGUACCCCGACCUCUGCUACCACUCCCUGUCCCGUUACGCCAGCGCCGUACAACAAAGCCCCGGUCAGCUCGCCAAAGUCGCCAUAGGCGUGACUCUCUCCAAGGCUCGCCGCAUGGCUACCUACGUCUCUACUUUGAUUCGCCAGGCCGAGUAUGGAACGGACCGCAGAGCCGCCGCGGCUCUGCACGACUGCUUCACCAAUUUCGGCGACGCGGUCGACGAGAUCCGCGGCUCGCUGAAGCAGAUGGGUCAGCUUGGAGCCGCGGGUUUGGGAGUGGACUCGUUUAGGUUCCAAAUGAGCAACGUGCAGACGUGGAUGAGCGCCGCCUUGACCGACGAGGACACCUGUACGGAUGGGUUUGAAGAUGUGGCCGAUGGGUCGUUGAAGAGUGACGUGUGUGAUCGGGUGACGAAGGUACAUAAAAUCACGAGUAAUGCGCUUGCUUUGGUGAACAGCUAUGUUGCCAAGGGGACACCUUGAUGUAUAGUCAUAUAGAUGAUUAGUGUAAGAUUAAGAUAUAACAUGAUUAAUGUAAGAGUGAGAGUAAGUUUUGUGUAUAUUUUGGGCCUUUUGCUUUUAUGUUUUUUUGUAUUAAUUUGGAGUGUGUUUGUUUGUUCCUCUCUCGGGAAUGAAAGAAAGAGAAGAAAUGUUGUUUUUUUU
This is a messenger RNA of Quercus robur (English oak), 866 nucleotides long. RefSeq names its product 21 kDa protein-like. The record is from RefSeq and is a predicted model, not a curated record. The transcript has a single exon. The coding region runs from base 54 to 686 and encodes 210 amino acids. Gene Ontology annotation, molecular function: enzyme inhibitor activity. Gene Ontology annotation, biological process: negative regulation of catalytic activity. Lineage: Eukaryota; Viridiplantae; Streptophyta; Magnoliopsida; Fagales; Fagaceae.